AUGCAGCAGGUUGUGCUCUCAGAUGAGAGUCCAGGAUCACCAUGCCAGCUACUUUGCAUUCCCAGCAAUACCCAGCUCCUUCAGAAAAAAGUUCUACCAGCUUCUCAAUAUCCUGUCUUCACUAAAGAUGGAAGUCAAGAAAACCUACUAGAAACAGAUGCCACACUGAUGAGCUGGGCCCAAGCAUCGCUAACAUUUGAGGAUAUAGCUGUGAACUUCUCUAGUAAGGAGUGGCAGAGUCUGACCUAUUUUCAAAGGCAUCUCUACAAAGAUGUGAUGUUGGAAAAUUAUGGAAACAUGGUAUCCCUUGGAUUUUCAUUUCCUAAACCUCCUUUGAUCUCCCAUCUGGAGCAAGAAGCAGAGCCAUGUGUUCAGGAUCUACAGUACGGGAGGUUCCUGAGCUGCUCCUUCCCAGUACCAACAGGCAGGAUUUGGCCUGGGAGUGAGAAGGCACCUUCAGAACAAGAAGUAUUUGAAAACAGAGAAGUCUUCUGGGUGAAAUGUAACAGUCUUCUAAAUAUUGUUUCCCAGGAUCCUGAAGUUAGAGAAGUUUGUAUGCAGGAUGUCAAACUAGAAAAUCAAUGGGAAACAUUUGUAAGGGGAGAACUGAGAGAAGUGAGAGAAGGCUCUACGGAAGUGACCUUCAAAAAGGGAAAGAACCAGAAGGUACUUAAAAAAAUCUUUAAUUCAAACUCAAAACAUAUUUCAUAUAAUAGAGUGUUUACAAAGCAAAAACUUCAUGAAUAUACGAAAUGUGACAAAAAAUUCAGCUGGCAUUCAGACCUAAUUCUCCUUGAUCAAAUUCAUUCUGGUGAGAAAUCCCAUGUCUGUAAAGAGUGUGGGAAAGCUUUCAAGACCAGAAAUCAAUUUUCUGUACACUACAUAAUCCACACAGGAGAGAAACCUUUUAACUGUACACACUGUGGGAAAGCCUUCAACAGCAGAUCAGCUCUUUGCAGACAUAAAAAAAUCCACAGUGAAGAGAAGCCUUAUGAGUGCCAGGACUGUGGGAAGGCCUUCAAGACCAGGACACGUCUCAGUGUGCAUCAGAUAGUCCACACUGGGGAGAAGCCUUACAAAUGUAAUGACUGUGGAAAGGACUUCCAGUUUAAGCAUUCCCUUAUUGCCCAUGGCAGAAUCCAUACUGGGGAUAAACCAUAUGAAUGUGAGGAGUGUGGGAAGGCUUUCAGAGGGAGUUCAGAUCUCACCAAACACAAAAGAGUCCACACUGGGGAGCGACCUUAUGAGUGCAACAAGUGUGGGAGGGCCUUCAGUCAAAGCUCAGACCUAAGCAAACACAGAAGAGUCCACACUCAGGAGAAACAUUUUGGGUGCCCUCAGUGUGGAAAAGCCUUUAGUAUCAAGGCAGAUUUCAAGAAGCAUAGAAGAAUCCACAAUGAGGAAAAACCUUACAAGUGUGAGAAGUGUGGAAAAGCCUUCCGUCAUAACUGUAAGCGCAGGGCUCAUGAACUAGAACACACAGGGAAGAAGCCCUAUCCAUGUGGAGAUUGUGGGAAAACUUUCCAGGAUAGGCACUGCCUUACCAUCCAUCAAAGAAUCCACACUGGAGAGAAACCUUAUAAAUGUUUGGAAUGUGGCAAAGCUUUCAGUGGGAAGUCCAACUUGACCAAUCAUCAAAGAAUUCACACUGGAGAGAGACCCUACACAUGUGAGAUUUGUGGAAAGGCCUUUCAUCAUAAUUCAGUACUGAAGCAACACAAAAGAAUCCACACUGGUGAAAAGCCAUAUACGUGCUAUGAGUGUGGCACAUCUUUCCGUCAGUACUCAGCUUUAACUGGACAUAAGCGACUUCAUACUGGAGAGAAACCUUAUGAAUGUGAGGAGUGUGGCAAAGCUUUCAGGGUGAGCUCCAAUCUUACUGAACAUAAGAAAAGAAAACAUUUGAGUAUGGAGAAGCCAUGAGCUUGAUGAGAAUGGGAAAUCCCUCUCUCCAGUAAACAUUUCCCAGACCUUCUCAGUAAUCAGUAUUUUGACCAUUCAUGCCAGAUUAUAAUGAUUCUGUUGUUUACAACUUUCCAUUUCCUUACCAACUCUUAGACUGGUCCUUCUUGUUCUCCUACAUAGGGUUUUCCUGACUGCUAAUUGUGAGACACGCCCACCCCCCCCAGAGGCUUUAUCCUUUCUUUA
Molecule: messenger RNA, 2148 nt
Organism: Marmota flaviventris (yellow-bellied marmot)
Lineage: Eukaryota; Metazoa; Chordata; Mammalia; Rodentia; Sciuridae
Gene: Znf311
Product: zinc finger protein 311
Biological process (GO): regulation of DNA-templated transcription
Source: RefSeq, a predicted model, not a curated record